CAAACACCAACGCGAACAACGCGAACUGUCAAAAUAUUAAAUACACAAAUAGAACCUUUCAAUGUACGCCAAAACCGUGCCGACCGAGGAAAUUCUUUUUCUUAGUGGUUACUUCUGUUUCGUUUCGACGCACUCGGUGGUUCCGGCCGUUGCACCGCUCAGCGCACGAUCGUUGUCGUCGUCGUCGAGAGAGGGGAACAAUACGGAAGGCGGUCGCGGCUCGCUAACGUACCGGACGGUGCUUUCCCGUGGAGCGCAGCCCGUACAGCAACCAUGUUUAUGGAGAAGAUCUUCGACAACGUUGGCGUUGAUAUGAUAACCAGCAAUGAUUCGGAGGAAUCGAUGGAGAAGUUUACCAACAGCAUCGGCGGUGGUAAAUAUCAAACGGUGAUAACGGAUCUCGGAAAGGCUCUGCUGCAGGCCGCCCGGGCCGGCAACACACCCAAGGUGCUCGAGCUGAUGGGCCGCGGUGCACCGUUCACCGCUGAUUGGCUCGGGACAACACCGUUGCAUUUAGCCGCACGACACAACCACAUCGAAACCUGCCGAGCGCUGCUAAGGGCCGGCAUAAGCAAGGACUCGAAAACGAAGGUCGACCGAACGCCCCUGCAUCUGGCUGCCUACCAUGGUAAUAUAGAGAUAGUGGAGCUGUUGCUAAGCAGCAAGUGCGAGGUCGAUGCGAAGGAUUUGCUCAAAAUGACCCCUCUGCACUGGGCGGUGGAAAAGCGGCACAACAAGGUGGUGGAAAUGCUGCUCCAGCACGGUGCCGACCCGAACGCACUGUCCAAGUUCGACAAGUCGCCGAUACUGCUCGCCACCAACAUGAAGCAGAUGGAGCUGGUGCGGAUACUGAUGCUGGCGAACCAGAUGCGGGCGGCAAGCAGUGAACAAGUGGGGGUAAAGGAAGCGACCGACAGUCUCAUGCACGAGCUGCAGCAGCACAAGGAGCGUCACCUGCCGGACCAGCCGACCGCCGCGAACGAAAACGACGAGAUCGAGGACAACAUUACGAUGGAGCUGAGCAAUGACAGCAAUACGCAGCUGUCGGACCACUCGAACCACUCGCUGACGGACCAUUUCAUCGAGAAGGACGACAGCUUGAGCGACGCCAUAACGAACCUGGUCCAGAGCACGGAGACGGAUCCGAAAAAUCUCGACUCGUCCACGCUGCAGAUGCUGAAGGAGCACGGCAUUUCGUUCAUGCCGUCGGACGAUACCGGUAGCCUUAUCACGUCCGCGAUCAAGAGCGGCCGCAAGGUGGUGCUGUCCGAGGCGGGCAAGUACGCGCUUAAAGAAACGAGAAACAUUCAUCCCCAGCAGCAGCAGCAGCAGCAACAGCAGCACACACAACCUGCCCAGAGGCAAACGGGAUCGUCGACCGUGCCCGGGACCGCCGCCACCGCCAUUAGCCAUCCCAAAACGAAGACAAUCAAAAUCAUUAAAAAGCAAGCCUCGUCGUCGGGCAACUCGUCGUUCGGGGUAAGCUUACCGGGCCAGCAGCACUCGCACAUCCAUCACGUACACCAGUCGAGCGCGACGGGCGCGACGCCGACGAUCAAGACGAACAAGGUGAUCAAAAUCCUCUCGCCGGAGGAGUUCAAACAGAUCUGUGGCGGUGAGGUGGGCGGCAUCAAGCGGGUGUCCUCCUCGGAGUACAAGAAGGUUCCGGUCGGGUCGGGAACGGUGAGAUUCCCCGUCGGCAGUCGCUCGCACGUGAUACCAUCGUCCCAUCAUGGUGGUGCCGUGGGCACGAAGCAGAUCAGCAAGAUCGUGAUGACGAAAUCCGGCCAGCGGUUCCCGGUGGUGGCGGCCGCCGGCAAAUCCGUCAGCGACCUGGUGCAAGCGAAGCACAGCAUCGCGAACGGACUGUCCAGCGGGCACAACCGGCACAUCAUCACGUCGGCGGACGGUGUGAAGCGGCUCCGGACAGCCACCGGUAUGGAGAUCAUCUCGUCCCUGCCCACCAAGCUGCCCCAGGAUACGGUCGUGUCGGUCGAAUCGUCGCCCCGGGUCGGCGCCGUGUACCACCGGGUGACGGCGAUGGGCAACCACCAUCACCAUACGGCCACAAACACCAUCACCACCACCUCCACCACCUCCUCCCUCUCGUCGGCGGUGAAAAGUGGCAGCGGGACGGCGGCCACCAAUCUCGUGGUGGAGCUGCUCGAACGCCAGCUGCUCGAGCUGAAAAAGCUCACCGAAGAUCUGCGGAAACAGUUCGACCUGUCGCAGAAGCAGAACGAGGAGUACCGGACGCGGGUCGACAAGCUGGAGAAGGAGGUGCAAAUGCUCAAGCAGCAGCAGCACGGGUCGGGCGGUGGCACGGUGGCGGAGACGGCCGCCGGCAGCCUGGUCGAGAUACUGUAAAGCCCCAGCGUCACGGCCAGUAACGGUUGCGCGUAACGCGUACCGGUAACCGUACGUAUAUGGUGCAACCUUGACACACUUACACACCCAAACACACACAAAACUCUACUACCUUUUAGGAAUAGUUUGUAAAAAAUGGAUGAGAAAAUUGAGCGCGUGUGUGGCACGCGCGAAAUUUCGUUGAAAAUGUUAACACGUUCGGGAAAUGUUGUUGAAACAUUGUUGGCUGCUGAUUAUGCUGCUGAUGAUGAUGGUAGUGAUGGGAGAAAUGGCAACAAUCCUGACGCGAGAUUACUUUCUAUACCUGAACUCUGGUGCUGCAUGUGUCUAUUUUUUACCUCUUUAGCUCUUUCGUUCGUUUAAGCGCAAUUUAAAGGCUGAAUUACGUUGUCUUUUGAUUGUACGCUUUAGUUAGUUUACAUUGUUGCAACGAUUCGGUUCUAUAACCGCUGGAAGAGUUGUUGCUUUUCUUGUUAUCGUAAUCAACGCACUACGUUACUAUUAGGUUUCCAAAUUACCGUUCCAUCGAAUCUCUGAGAAGAUUUCUUAAUCGUGCACAAGCAAAUUCAACCCAUUUCAGUUUCGUUGUUUUGAACAUGAGACGUUAACAGCAACGUUUAAGCGAACGAUCGCUUCAUCUACCUCGUCCCACACAGGAACGGUACUGAUUUAACAGGAACAAACAAACUAACAAACAAUGAAAUAGCAAUAACAAACAGCAAUAGUAUGUAAAAGUUAAACAAUUCAACAAAACAGUCAACGAUGAAAACAGCAAAACGACUCCCAUCCCAUCAUAACGGCCAGUUCAAAUGUAAAUUCAAACCGCGCGCGCGCGCGAGAGAGUAGAGAAAGUGAAAUUUUGCCACCACCACCACCACCACCACAUCAUAAGCUGUAUAGGAGUUGUUGGUUUUAAAUUAUAGCGCUAGGGACUGUGGAGGAGCAACAGAGGAAACUAACAGCAAGCAUUGAGCAACAAAUAGAUGUGCUUUCUUUUGCGUUCGUGUAUGACGCUUUUGCGGAUCGUUUGUUUAACACAAAAGAGAAAGGGCGAAAUUGCCGUAUGAUCAUGAUGCUAAUUGUGUGAUUGCUUUUUUGGUUUCAAAAUUACUAAUACGAAACACCAAGCCAAACAACACAAACACAAUGAAAGUGAACAGCUGCUAAACACCUCAAAUUUACUUACAAUCGUUUGCAUUUAUUCAGCAAUUUCGCGACCACGUCUAAACGAAACACAAAUGCUCAUUUGGCAAUUUGUUCAGCCGUUUGCUGCCGUUUCCAAGUUGAAAUUGCCACCAAUUUGCACCCAAACAGAAAGGGUGCAAGAAUCAGAUUAUACAUUACAGGGGUUUCCAGGAGUUCUUACAGGGUUUCCCACGAUUUAUUGGUUGGUUCUCAUCAAUUUUUGGUGGGUUCCCAUAUUUUUUUGGUGCGUUCCCACGAUUUUUUGGUCGUUUCCCAGAAUUUUUUGGUCCAAUUGUAUUGAUAUCCAAUCGGAAAAUACCAAUAAAUUAUGGGAACGAACCAAAAAUUUAUGGGAUACGACCAAAAAAUCGUGGGAACACACCAAAAAAUCAUGGGAACUGACCAAUAAAUCGUGGGAAACCCUGUAUAGCUGUGGGACACUUUAUUGACCUGUUUCGUACGGGAAUUGGACUCUGCAGCACGCUUGUUGGACAAAUCCAAUAGGAAUUUUCAAGGUGCAUGUCCAAGAGAGUACAAUUCCCAUCAUAUGACGUUCACUUCCCAUUAGAAAGAGUCAAGGAAGUGUUGUCCCACAACUAUGAGAACCCCUUGGAAAACUCUGUCUACUAAUAAGAGGCCUAGUAAGGUAGAAGACAGAUAGAUGGACAGGUAGGUCACAAAAUCACCACCAAUGCGCUCACAGCGCUGUGUUGCAUUGUUUGUUGUUUUUUUUUGGCAGGCAGAUGUUUAAGCGGGUGGAAAAGCGUAUAAGAAUCGGGGCUAGAAUUCGUUAGAAUCGUAAGCAAUAAUCGAAGAGAAGAGGGAGAUAGGGUAGAGGGGAAGGGUGCGCUCUCUGUAUGUAACUCUCUCUCUCUCUGUCUCUCCCUUUAUCUCUCUGUCAUUGUUCCUCACGAAAGGGUUCAUCUUUUUUUUUCUCUUGUACAUAUAGAAAUUAAGCCGCUAAACUUGUUUUGUAAAAUGUAACUUUACGUAACAUCGCCUUACUUCGGUUUUAUUUUUCGUAACAAGUCGAAAGCAGAUUAAGUAACGUGUUUGAAGGAGGGAGAGGGAGGAAGUAGAUACAGAUUUCUUCUCAACAAGCAACCGUUUGCCGUGGAACGGCGGAAGCGAAGCAGAAGGGAACGACUUAUAACGUGGCUUCCAUGCAGCAGCAGCGUGCGCGGGUGUGCGUCUGCGUAAACGCAAGCCCUCCUCACGCAAGUGUUUCGGUAGAAUGUAAACUCUAAAUAAACAAAAAGCCACGGAUGCAUUUCAUUUUCAAUUCAUCGCCUCUCUUUAAUUUCUUCUCCUUUUAAGGGAAAAUUGAACAUUUUCCAGUUCCUGUCCUGUUCAAAGCUUACACGCCGGUGUGCUUCUUCACCCAAUCCCGGAAGGCG
Molecule: messenger RNA, 4949 nt
Organism: Anopheles coluzzii
Lineage: Eukaryota; Metazoa; Arthropoda; Insecta; Diptera; Culicidae
Gene: Atac3
Product: ankyrin repeat and sterile alpha motif domain-containing protein 1B
Exons: 7
Coding region: 274-2367 (697 amino acids)
Biological process (GO): positive regulation of transcription by RNA polymerase II
Cellular component (GO): nucleus
Molecular function (GO): transcription cis-regulatory region binding; protein binding
Source: RefSeq, a predicted model, not a curated record